Molecule: messenger RNA, 921 nt
Organism: Ascochyta rabiei
Lineage: Eukaryota; Fungi; Ascomycota; Dothideomycetes; Pleosporales; Didymellaceae
Product: Succinate dehydrogenase (quinone)
Exons: 3
Coding region: 1-921 (306 amino acids)
Biological process (GO): respiratory electron transport chain; tricarboxylic acid cycle; aerobic respiration
Cellular component (GO): mitochondrial membrane
Molecular function (GO): electron transfer activity; 2 iron, 2 sulfur cluster binding
Source: RefSeq, a predicted model, not a curated record
AUGGCCUGCACACGCACUUUCGCUCGUCUGGCUACAAGGCAGACAGCCUUCCGCCCGGCUGUCUUCUCGCGCGGUUUUGCCUCCGUCACCGACACGACCGCCCGCGAGCCCAUCUCAAAGGUCGCUGAGAGCAUCGUCCCAGACCCGGCCCGCAAGCCCGUCCCCGAGACCAAGACAUCGACCAAGCAGGAGCCCGAGCCCAGCAAGGAUGCGAAGACCAAGACCUUCCACAUCUACCGAUGGAACCCUGACGAGCCGUCAUCGAAGCCCAAGAUGCAGUCGUACACGCUCGACCUGAACAAGACCGGUCCCAUGAUGCUGGAUGCACUCAUCCGCAUCAAGAACGAGGUCGACCCCACCCUUACCUUCAGGAGAAGUUGUCGCGAGGGCAUCUGUGGAAGCUGCGCCAUGAACAUUGACGGCGUCAACACCCUGGCCUGCCUGUGCCGCAUCCCCACAGACACCGCCAAGGAGUCUCGCAUCUACCCGCUCCCCCACAUGUACGUCGUCAAGGACCUCGUGCCCGACAUGACGCUCUUCUACAAGCAAUACCGCUCCGUCAAGCCCUACCUCCAGCGCACCACCCCCUCGCCUGACGGUCGUGAGUACCGCCAGACCAAGGAGGACCGCAAGAAGCUCGACGGUCUUUACGAAUGCAUUCUGUGCGCCUGCUGCUCGACAUCGUGCCCGUCCUACUGGUGGAACCAGGAGGAGUAUCUCGGACCCGCCGUUCUCCUCCAAUCCUACCGCUGGAUUGCCGACUCGCGUGACGAGAAGAAGGCCGAGCGCCAGGACGCUCUCAACAACAGCAUGAGCUUGUACCGAUGCCACACCAUUCUUAACUGCUCGAGGACAUGCCCCAAGGGCCUGAACCCCGCGCUGGCAAUUGCUGAAAUUAAGAAGAGCAUGGCUUUCACCUAA